Schistocerca gregaria is the source of this 4744-nucleotide messenger RNA. It is a transcript of the gene Usf, whose product is annotated as upstream stimulatory factor 2. The transcript has 5 exons. Gene Ontology annotation, biological process: regulation of transcription by RNA polymerase II. NCBI's taxonomy places the organism in Eukaryota, Metazoa, Arthropoda, Insecta, Orthoptera, Acrididae. Gene Ontology annotation, molecular function: DNA-binding transcription factor activity, RNA polymerase II-specific; protein dimerization activity; RNA polymerase II cis-regulatory region sequence-specific DNA binding. Bases 1604 to 2452 code for a protein of 282 amino acids. The record is from RefSeq and is a predicted model, not a curated record.
CAAUUUUGUUGGGCGGCAAUGUAUUGCGGUUAUGUAGUUUUUUUCGUAGAUUUACACUGCAAAAGUAAGUACGUAACCGCGAUGUACCGUUGUGAAAUAAAGCAGUUGUUUGUGUUAUCUUAAAUUCUAUAAUUUAAAACAAAGUACUCAGGCGAAGGCUCCCUUUGUUUUUAAUCAAUUUUUUACAUGUUCCGUUCGUUCCUUCCUAGUCUAUAUCGGUUUAACGGUCUUGUUUUUGUGAUCGAACACAACAACACAUGUUUAUUCUUAAAUCAUAUGAAGUCACAUAAAAAUUACUAAAACCCGUGGGCAAUAUCAUAAACGAAGUUUAUGGAGUCGUAGCCACCGCGCGUAUUCACAGGUCACAGCGCUUUUCAACAACCGCCGAGCUUCCAGCAACACGAGAAGGAAUGCCGCCAGGAUAGCCAACUUCUGAAAGGCAAUCUAUAAUUCAUUAAGUUUUUAUUAAUUUCAGGCUACUGCCAAAACAUAAGGCUUAAAUUUAUGAUAAAAAACAGGAAAAGCUCUGCGUCUUGACCUAAUUUAUAAUCAAUCACUUUCACUAACAUUGAUCUUAUGUCACCAUCCAAUAAAAACAUAUGUUCAUCGAUAAUAAAAAAGUUUUGCUGCAUUUGCCGUUAGCAAAUCUGUUCCGUAAUUUUGUCAGUACUUCGAAAAUGCGCAUAGACGUUCAUAAAUGAUCAAAAGUUUUAAAAAAUCAUGGUUAUAUGAAAUUUGAUGUACCACGCACUGCUAAUGAAGUCCUUUAUUUCUUUUCUUUAUAGUUUUGGCGAUUGAUUCGCAAAAUAGUCGUUCAAAGUCACAAAAUUUUGAUUUUGUGGUAGCAUCAAGCACUUGAAGGAUUAUCGUCAGCAACACGGGUUUCUAUAACAUUUAUUGGGGCCCAACAUUGAAGGAGUUCUAGUAGCCAUGCCAGGUUUAUGCGCAAACGGUGGUUGCAGUGGUCAGGGCGGCUGCGAAUCGUAUUUACAGAUAAAUUAUGAGUUGAAGUGCAGAAUGUUCAUGGAAGUAGAAGCAUAUAAGUUAAUGAGAUCAUGAAAUGUGUAAUGAUGCGCAUAUGAUUAGAAUGUGUUAAAUCCUUGAAAGCACGUUUAUUCCUGUUGUUGCUUACAUCGAUAGGGCGGGUAGCCAUUACAUGCUGCUCACAUGACCCUGUUGUUUGGCCCCGUGAUCAGUCGGCUCGUUCCUGGCAAAUUCAAAUUGCUGUGAGGUGUUUACGAUGGAUAUAUUCGAUCAUGAUUUGGAGAACAGGUAUGUUUAUUGACAGGGAGUGAUAAGACAGACUAAGGAUGGAUCUUGGGCGUUAUCAUCUUCAAUCUCCCGCUGAAGGUCACCUUGUGUUGUUUAAAAAUGAGUUUUGACAUAAAUAGUUGGGUGGCCAGUCCUGAUAAGCCUGCCUGAGGUGUUUGUUGAUAGUACUACGUAAUUUCCUCCAUGAGCUUCAUACUGUGUUUCAGAUAUCACUUGAGUCGGAAAUUAUGAAGUCUGUGUUACGCUUGCGGUAAGAUAGCGAUAAACGUGUACAAAUUUGAGACUCAAAUGUGAAUACUUAGGUUAAUGGUGCAGUAAGUUAUGUGAGCGUAUGGCUGAUACAAUGGAAUCUGAAAGAUUUCCCCUCAUCUUUUUAACUAGUCAGGAGAAGGACGGUGAUGGAAGUGAAGACUGUGUAACUGACUCAAAAGACAUUAUAGCUGCACAGAGUUUGACAAUAGUCGAAGAGGAUGGAUCGCUUGGGUCUGUGGAAGAUCAAAGUGCAGUGGCGGAGUUGGCACAAACUCAAGGGCUGUUGGAAGCCGGUGAUGAAGAAGUACAAUAUCAGUUUAGAGCAGCAGAUUCAGGCACAGUUACGUACAGAGUGGUCCAGGUGACAGGUGGGGACAGCCCGGAGCACCAGAUGCCGCAGGUUGUGGCAACUGCAGGGGAUGGCACAACGUUUGCUACAGCAGGGCCUGCAACUCCGGGCAUCCAAGCUGUGCUGACGAAUCCUCUCAAUGGCCAAGUAUAUGUGAUUGGCAGCACACCUGAGGUAUUCACCACACAAACAGCAAGGCCUGUGGCUACACGAACAUCUGAAUCGAGUUUGGGAAGGGGGAUAGUGCCCACGCGUGAUGACAGGAGAAGAGCAACGCAUAAUGAAGUUGAGAGGAGGCGCAGGGAUAAAAUAAACAACUGGAUUGGGAAACUCAGCAAGAUCAUACCGAACUGCUCACCUGAAUCUACAAAAACUGGUCAGAGCAAAGGCGGAAUUCUGGCAAAGGCCUGCGAGUACAUAAAUGAGCUGCGCGAAGCCAACAUCCAUAUGACAGACACUGCACGUCAUCGUGAAAAGGAACUGGAACAGUUGAGAAGGCAGAAUGAAGAGCUGAAACGGGAAAAUGCAGCACUGAGGGCACGAUUGGCACAGGUGGGGGAAGGUGCAGCAGCUACAUGAGGUGUUGUAGGAAGUGUAAAUCCUCGAAGGGGGAGGAGCGGAGGUAGUCAUUGGCUUCGAUGGACCCAUUGGCACUGGGUCACUAAGCACUGUGGACUCAGAGGGUGUGUUCCUGAAAUUUGUACACUCCCUCCUUCCUCCAGACAACACGUUAAUUUGCAUGUUGUGCUGUUGAGAGCACUCUUGUCAGUCACAUGUUGGGAUUUACUUAAGUAACACGGUUUCUGUGACAGUUGUACAUAUGUCGUUAUAACUAUAGCAUGAUGUGUAUAAAAGUUGUUAGUUUUGAUUGUGGCUGUGCCUAGUGAUUAAGGAUGGAGAUCGAAGCACCUAUAGCUAUGUUGUAAAUGAAAUUCUGAAAAGACCUGUUCUCUCUGUCACUGCAUGUAAAAAAAUAAAAUAUUUGUUCAGGAGAUUAGUGUAAUUCUUAAAGUUGAACAUUUUUUGCUAAAGUGAAACUGUCUGCAUUUUUUGUGUCUAAUUACAUGUUACUGUUUUCCUGGAAACAUGUGACUGUUCCCUCAUUAGGUACUCAUUUACAUUUUAAGGCUCCUAGUGUGAUGCACGGGGAAGAAAAGCAAUGUUCCACUUCAUUUGUUCCUCAGUAGCAAUCUGUGAACCAUAGUUUAUAGUAUAUGUAUAAAUCUUAAGAUUUGAAAAUGUACUCUAGAGGCAGCAUUAGCGGACACUUAAUCAUGCAGCUCCAUAGAUAGUUUAACUAUGUGUGUGUGUGUGCUGCCCUGUUCAUUAUUCACAAUUACUGCCAUGCAUUACGCAACAGUUUCCACAGAUUAUAACUUCCAUUAUGCCAAAAGCUUUGACUUUGACCGCUAUGCAUUUUUUAUCAUUUGUGGUUUGCAGAAAUCUAACAUAAAGUGUGCAAGCUGUUUUUCAGGAGAUUUAAUUGACUAUUAUACAAUUCAGUGGCUAAGAAUUGUCUAAUGAGUUUGAUAAUGAAAAGAGGAGAAAGUCUCUCAUUUGAAGAUUGUUACUUUUGCUGCUGACAAACCAAUUUUCUAGACGACAUACUUUUCACAUUUGUCAUCAAUAAUGACUAAAAUACUACCCGCCCUUUCGUUGAGAAUCGUAACCAUUUUUGUUUGUGUGGAAACAGCUAUGAUUGACUGUAAGUAGCCUGUAAAGUUGUUGCUAAAAAGUAGAAAUAAUGUUCUGAAAAAAACUAAACUCUGUAUUCCACUGCUGAGAUUUCCCUCAUCCAUCAUAUCCCUGUGUGUAACAGUUACUGACCUGUAUGGUGACAGAGAGGAAUGACAUAUUGUCAGACUUAACCACCAAACUAUGUGGUACUGCUGUAUUAAAUUAUGUGCUGCAUUAGAAAUGCAGUAGAUUACAGAGAUUUUUAAAUUAGAAGUGAGUAGUUUUUAUAAAUUUCAACCCUAUGCAAUUCAUUCAGAAUGUACUGUCUUUAAACUUUAACCAAUUUCUUUUAGGAAUAGUGAAAUGAUGCGAGAUGUACCUAAGGAAGACUAUGUCCACUGAGAAAGGAAUCUUGUAUUCACCUAUGCAAAAGUGGUUGCACUGAUAAGAGAAAGACAUUAAGUGUACUUGAAAUAGUCACUUUUAAUAAUCUGUUUUAUGGUUUUUUACAAGCUUUAUUGGUAUGACAUGCAGUCAGUUUAGCCUUUCAAAAUAAAUAAGUCUUCUGCUGAUUCAGUUGGACAUCUAUAUUGAAUUUUGAGUUCAUAUGUAAAUUAUGGAACUUUACAUAUUUUUGAGGCUCAUAUCCCACAAAACAUUUGAUGUACAGAAUUUGUGCUUAGCAGAUAAUGUAAAUAAGAGAAAAAUUAUAUAUACGUUUAUUAAUAUAUGUAAAUAUGCAGAGUACUUCCCUCCCCACCUAGAAAAAAAGAAAAAGAAAACAGAUAUACCGAGCCUGAUCAGUGUGUAACAUCAUAGGUAUUUUAUAAUAAUUUGUAUGUAGUAUUUACACAGACAGUUUGACCUUUUUUUUCCCCCCAAACGGGUUGCACUGUUCUGUGCUCUGUAUAUUUUGUGAUGUUCAUUUAUGCUGCAUGUUUGGAGUACAUGAGGUUUAUGAAAUGUCCCAUAUCUACAUGUGUGAAUGUUACUUCAGGCCUAACAAUGACAAGUUAAAUUUGACCAUACUGCUUUACAGAAUAAAAGACAAGAUUACGUGAUAGAAUGUAAUAUGUUUAAUAGUCAGUUGUAACUCUUCCAGGGAGGUUUAAAUUGAAAUCCCCAGUUGAGAACUGUAUGUAGCUAAUUGAUGUAUGCAAUUAUAUGAAAUUGUGUGUUCCUUACUGCUAAAAA